GAAAAAAAUGCACAUUUUGGCAUUCUUUGUGCACAUAAAUGUGCGUGUCAUCAGCUCUCGCAACAAAAUGAAAGCGGCAUGAAGCUACCAAUGAUUUAUUUCCUGCUAUUUAUUUCAUGUACCCAGACUGACUGUGGUUUUCAAGUUGCUGGUGUUAAGAAAACAGCAACUUGUCUCUGAUGCCUAAAAGACAACUCUCCUUGCACAGCCUGACUUCAUCCAAUAGCACACAGUUGAACCUAGCGGAGAUCGAGUGGGUUCAAGAUGGCGAUCACAAACUCCCAGACCAUUCAACUGCCCAGCAGAUAGAAGUCUGCCAACAUAUGCCUACAGAUGACUACAGGAGCACUGACCCAAGCUUACCAUCAAAUUUGCACGACUUGAAUGUCAACGCCAGGAGAGAACACAAAGUAGAACAGAAACAAGUCUCGAAAGAAGCGAGUGGAAGAAAGAGAAGUAGACAAGCAAAACCCAAGGCUAACAAGUCGAGUAACAGUGAGUGUACCAAAGUGGCUGAUAAAAGGCCAAGAAGGUCAAGGACUCAAAGCAGAUCCCGUUCAAAAACCAAGAGAAAACGUGACCAUAAAUCAAGGUCGUCAAAAGAAUCUUCUUGUUCGGAUCACAAUGUCACCGUGACCUUCUCCUCACAUUUCCGUGCCACACCCUGCCCCAGUGAAAAUUGUUGUCACACUAGACGUGUAGCCAGCCCAUCCACAAGUAGAUCUAGGUCAAACUCAUCCAAGUCGUCUGUUCGAAGUCGUGUGUCCUGGAAAGAUAGCAGAGAUAAUGAUAGACCAGCACCAGUCUGCAGACCAGUAACAGAUCACAAUCACAGCAGAAGUAGAAGCGGACAGAAACGCUCCUCAUCCACCAUCUGUCAGAAAUGUGGUGGUCGCAGAAGGCCUCCAUCUUGCCACUGUAAUGACUCAAUGAGGAACCGAAAGUCAUCCAGGAGUCGCAGCAGCAACCGUAACUCCUCACCUGUUCAAGGCAGCAGAAACAAUCACGUACGCCGCUCCCGUAGUCGAUCUAGGAGCAGGUGUUCCGUGAAUAGAUCCCGCAGUGGGAGAGGGAAUGCCUCUGAAUCUACUAGACAUCACGACAAGAAGGGGGGAGGCCGAUCGCCUUAUUUUUGUUUAAUAAUGUAAACUGUUACAGAAGACUCCAACAACAAGUAUCCUAUUGUGAGGGUCUAGACUGAAGUAGACUCCUGCAUUCCUAUUGUGAGGGUCUAGACUGAAGUAGACUCCUGCAUUCCUAGUAUAAACAGAGAAUGCUGAAUAAAGAUUGAAUACAUCUUGUUUUGAUUUCA
This is a messenger RNA of Biomphalaria glabrata, 1312 nucleotides long. RefSeq names its product serine/arginine repetitive matrix protein 4-like. NCBI's taxonomy places the organism in Eukaryota, Metazoa, Mollusca, Gastropoda, Planorbidae. The record is from RefSeq and is a predicted model, not a curated record. The coding region runs from base 180 to 1148 and encodes 322 amino acids. The transcript has 5 exons.